AAAUAAGCCACUUAACUGCUACUGAAAGAAGACGCUGUGGUCGCCAUAUUGAGUAUUUUAUUGUCGUGGCAUUUCGAUUUUUGUCUUUAUUUGUUUUAAAAAUUUAGUUAUUUUAGUGUAAUAUAUGAGUAGGUCGUCUCGAAGUGAUAAAUUGAAAGGAGGACACAGCAUGAAAAGGAGAAGUACAAGUCGAGAUUCUCCUCCUAUUAGAAGCAAGCGGUCUCGGUCUAGUAUUGGAAGAUAUGAUGACAGUUCAGAUGAAAGAUUAUCGCCAGAUCGUCUUAGACGCCGAAGUAGGGUAAGAUCUCCUCCUAGUCCCCGUAGGUAUCCGUCUCCUAGUUCACACAGAAGUGAUUACAGGUCUAGAGAAUUGGACCGAUCGUAUCCUAGUUACAAAGUGUUGUGUGUUAGUGCGUUACAUCCUAAAGCAAGUGAUGAAGUUAUUAAAGACACGUUGUAUAGAGAGUAUAAAAAAUUUGGUGAACUGAGUAUUCGUAUUUCUCAUGAUUUGGAUGAAAGAGUAGCUUAUGUGUGCUUUCGAAAUUCAGAAGAUGCCAGAGAUGCUAAGAGAAGUAAGCCAAGAAUCAUUUUGUUUGAUAAAGUUGCCUUGGUAGAACCAGUUUAUGAAAGUAGAAGUUCCUCAGAUCCAUAUAGACCGAGGAGUAGACCAAGAUCUAGAAGCUUGACCCCCGAUCAUGACCGGUAUUAUCGAAGCCCUGAACAUAGGGCUCCUGACAGAAGUGUUGAACGCAUGUAUGGACCUCCUCCUGUUAUGCAAUACAGGGAGUACCGCCAUGAUGUUCUUUCAAUGCAUCACCCAGAUUUUAUUCGAGGCCCUCCCAUGCACCAUGGGAUACCACCACACAUUCCUCCUGUCCCACCACACCACUACGGACCUCCUCGACACAUGAUUCAUGGAUUUCGCCCACCUCCACCUCAUUUUGAGCAUAAAGUAGAAAAUAAAAAGGAUAAAUUUCCUAACUAUUUGCAUCAUGUCCCUCCAGAAGAUGAUCCCCUUGCCACCCGAACUUUGUUUGCUGGGAAUUUAGAAGUAAAUAUAUCUGAUGAGGAACUUAGGCGAAUUUUUGGUCGUUAUGGGGUUGUUGAAGAUAUAGAUAUUAAACGCCCCUUACCUGGUACUGGUAAUGCUUAUGCUUUCGUACGUUAUCAGAAUUUAGAUAUGGCACAUCGGUCAAAGGUCGAGUUGUCAGGACAAUACAUAGGAAAGUUUCAAUGUAAAAUAGGUUAUGGUAAAGCGACUCCUACUACUAGAAUAUGGGUUGGGGGAUUAGGUUCUUGGACUUCUCUUUCUCAGUUAGAAAGAGAAUUUGAUAGAUUUGGAGCAAUAAAAAAAAUUGAUUAUAUUAAAGGUGAUACCCAAGCCUAUAUUUUAUACGAUUCUAUAGAUGCUGCUACUGCAGCAGUUAAAGAGAUGAGAGGAUUUCCAUUAGGAGGUCCAGAGCAUAAAUUGCGUGUUGAUUUCGCUGAUGUUAAUCCUGUACCACCCAUGAAACCUAAGCCAUUGCCUGGAGAGGAAAUUGGUGCUGGAGAUUUUAGAGCCCGGGAUGCUUUUCCCUACCCAGAUCCACAUUAUGAAGCCUGGGGUGAGGGUGAUUAUUAUAGUGGUUCCAGAAGUUUUAGAGGUCGAGGGGGAAAUGGUGCGUGGUCUGAUAGGAGGAGUAGUAGGUAUCGCUAUGGUGAAGAAGAAUGGAGAAGGUCUGAAGAAUAUGACCGAUAUAAAAGAUCUGGAUCUCGGGAUAGAUCACAACCUCGGUCUGAGGGAAGUGAUAGCCAUAAUGGCCUCUUAGGUUCUGUCAGGACUUUGUCUGAACUUUCCAAAAAAUGUAUUACAUCAUGGAAUGGAGCACUCAUUUUGAAGAACUCAUUAUUUCCUGCAAAAUGUCAUCUUACUGAUGGUGAUAGUGAUAUCAUAGACAGUUUGAUGAAGGAUGAAGACAACAAACCUUUACUUAGAAUUACUCAAAGGCUUCGUCUUGAUCAGCCUAAACUUGAAGAUGUAUCAAAAAGAAUUUCAAGUUCCAGUAGUCAUGCAAUAUUUCUUGGUCUCUCUAAUUCCAGUUCUACUAGUGUAUCCAGUAAUGAUGUUUCAGUACAAACAAGACCUCUCAGAAAUCUUGUUUCAUAUCUCAAACAGAAAGAUGCUGCUGGAGUAAUAUCUCUUGUUAAUAAGGACACUGAAGCCACAGGUGUGCUUUAUGCAUUUCCUCCUUGUAAUUUUUCUGCUGAUCUUUUGAAACGUACUGCUCAGAGUUUAACAGCAGAUGCAUUAAAAGAAGAUCAUUUGGUAAUUGUUGUUGUUCGAGGAGGCACAGCAUGAUUAUAAUUACCUAUAAUUUUUAAUUGUAAAUUACUUAUAAAAUUACUAUUGUAUUUUAAUCAAUUAUAUCAGUUGUUUGUAAUGUUACGUGACUUGAAACUGUGAAUAUGAUAUUUAGAUUUCAACUAGUGAACUUUGGUUGAGAACUUAAUUUUGUUUAUUCUUUUAUACAUGAAAGUUUUGUUAUUAGAACUAACUGAUCUUUUAUGUUGACUGCUAUGAAUUAACUUUAGUGUUAGUGAUUGAGGUUUACAUAUAGUACACAUAUGUGUGUAAUUUGUGAUACCAGAAAAAAUAAUAGUUAUGUGUUUUUUUUUUUUUCAGUGAAGUGAUCACUGUGUAAUUAAUUUUAAUAUCUGGAAAGUGAUGUUUUGUUUUUCUUUUCAUUUUAAAAAAUAAUUGAAAUGAUUAAGCCUUAUUCUUGAUUUUGUGACCGGUUUUUAUUGAUAGUGAUGUGAAGUGUAUUUUGUUGUGAAAAAAAUAGAUGGUUUACACUCCAUUGUGUAAUUUUACUAACUCCCAUAUCUGUGUGAAAAGUGGUUUCAGUUGGGUGUAAUAGUACUUAUUACUUUUUUGUGGGAAAGAUUUAAAACUAAAUUAAACAAUAAUAGUCUGUGAAGUAAGUGUAGUGAAUGUCAAAUAUUCUACUUAUAGUUCUUUUGUUUUGGCAUAGUGGAGUUCUUUUAGUGCCGUUUCUUGUGUAAUUUUGUGAAAAUCGUUAACAGUUUUGAGUAAAUGUGAUCCAAGUUUUGAUGAAAUUAUGUCGUGUAUUUUUCCCUUUUAAGAAAUGGAUAUUCAUUUAACAGGGAAAAACUGAAAAAUUAUCUAUUUUUCAGAGAUAAUUGGUACGGUAAGCUCUAGCUUUAUUUAUAUUCAAUGGUACGCCCCAAUAAAUAUUUUUUUAAUAGA
Messenger RNA from Nezara viridula (southern green stink bug), 3247 nucleotides. NCBI's taxonomy places the organism in Eukaryota, Metazoa, Arthropoda, Insecta, Hemiptera, Pentatomidae. The record is from the annotation of a GenBank genome assembly.